UCUCCGGCGCUCCAGGGGCGGGUGGGGUGGGCUGAGCCCGGGCUGCCGCCGCCGCCGCCGCCGCCGCCGCCGCCGGGGAGACGCCGAGAGCGGAGCCGGCGCGGGUCCCGGAGGAGAGCGCAGCCACCGGGCGCUCGGUCCCCGUCCCGGUCGAGGCCAGGGGCGCGCGGCGAUGUGAGCCAUGAGCGCGGCGUGGACGCUGUCCCCGGAGCCGCUGCCGCCGUCGACGGGGCCGCCGGUGGGCGCGGGCCUGGACGCGGAGCAGCGCACGGUGUUCGCCUUCGUGCUGUGCCUGCUCGUGGUGCUGGUGCUGCUGAUGGUGCGCUGCGUGCGCAUCCUGCUCGACCCCUACAGCCGCAUGCCCGCCUCGUCCUGGACCGACCACAAGGAGGCGCUCGAGCGCGGGCAGUUCGACUACGCGCUGGUCUGAGCCUGCCGGGGCCUCCCUCCCAGGGCCCACCCGACGGGGGCGCCGCCUGGCAGGGACGGCGCUCGGCACCCCGCCCCGCAGCCUAGCCCGAGGGGGAGGGCGGCAGAGGUCCGGCUCCUCCCCCUCCGACCCCUCCCAUCUUUCCUCCCGGCCUGGCCGGAGCCCCCACUUCGUGCCUUCAUCCCGCCCCGUCCUCGCUCCGUAACUGGGAAGAGGACCCCCACCCCGCAGCCCCCGGCAUACGUAGAGGUGGCUUUGCUCUUGUCCUGCCGCCGCCGAGCAUGAGUGUCAUGUCCGUCCCCGGAUGCGGGGGACCCCCGUGGCCCCCCUCCCCCCCCGUGGUCUGGCCACCCUCACGCCUCCGCCCCCGCCCCCCCCUUAAGUGUUGAGCUGCUCCGGCGGGCGGGCAGGCUCUCCUGCGCCCGCGGGGUGGACGCCGCCUACCAACAUGCCCUGCACGGCCUGCCCGGGAGACUGGGGAGACUGGGGAGAUGGGACAGCACCAGCGGCCGUCGUGUCCAGGACGCGCGGCGCCCUCGCUGGGAGGAGAGUGCGGGCAGGUUCUGUGCCGCCCCAGCCCAGGUCGGCGCCCCUCCCCCAGUCCCCGCCUCUGCUCCCCCCUGGUCCUCCCGCCGCGUCCCCCUGAUGCCUUCUCCUGUCGCCGCCGCCGAGGCCUUCCCCGUGCCUCCUCCUGCCUCCCUGCCUCUGAGCCGACGGUGUCAAUAAAAGCUAUUAUUGAGCGCUUA
Molecule: messenger RNA, 1176 nt
Organism: Nyctereutes procyonoides (raccoon dog)
Lineage: Eukaryota; Metazoa; Chordata; Mammalia; Carnivora; Canidae
Gene: CTXN1
Product: cortexin 1
Exons: 2
Coding region: 182-430 (82 amino acids)
Source: RefSeq, a predicted model, not a curated record